Molecule: messenger RNA, 3057 nt
Organism: Sesamum indicum (sesame)
Lineage: Eukaryota; Viridiplantae; Streptophyta; Magnoliopsida; Lamiales; Pedaliaceae
Gene: LOV1
Product: NB-ARC domain-containing disease resistance protein
Biological process (GO): defense response to other organism
Molecular function (GO): ADP binding
Source: RefSeq, a predicted model, not a curated record
UGUUCAUCGCAUUGGCCUCCUGAAACUUUUGGAUUUGCACCCAGUUUGCCUCCGUUGUGAUUAAAUGGCAGAGGCAGUUGUCUCCGUCACUCUAGAGACUAUCCGCGACCUCCUUGUAGAAGAAGCCAAGUUCUACUAUGGAGUGAGGUCCGAGGUGGAGGCUAUCCAGCAGGAGCUCCAGCGAAUGCGAUCGUUCUUGAAAGACGCUGAUUCCAAACAAGACACGGAUGAGAGGGUCCAGAAUUGGGUUGCUGAAGUUCGAGAGGCAGCCUACGAUAUCGAGGAUAACGUUCUUGUUUUCGUCGCUGCUAAGGUUGCCUCCAGGAGGUCGAGAAAUUCAAGAAAUGUUUUCAGGAGAAUGGGCUGUUUUUUGAAGGAGAUUGUCACCACUUACAGGGUUGGGUCCCGGAUUUCAGAUAUCAAGAGCAAGAUUUCUGGGCUCACCACGAGCUUGCAGACUUAUGGGAUAAAGCCGAUUACUGAUCCUGGAGAAGGGGCCAGUUCCAAGAACGGAAGAAUCAACGAUUUGAGGAGGUCUUAUUCCCAUGUCGUGGAGGAAGACAUCGUGGGGUUGGAGGAGGACAUUAAGAUGUUGGUCGGGCAUUUGGUGGACGAACAGAAAGAUAGAGUAGUUUCUAUUUAUGGAAUGGGAGGUUUAGGGAAGACCACCAUAGCCAGGAAGCUUUACAGCCAUAGUGAUGUCAGGAGGCAUUUUGAUGGAUUUGCUUGGACUUGCGUAUCUCAGCAGUGGGAUAAGAAGGAUAUUAUGGUAGGGAUAUUGAUCAAACUUAUACCGGAGAAACGGGAGGAUAUUCUUUGUAUGAGGGAUGAGGAAUUGGUGAAGCAGCUCCAUGAUGUGCAGCUCAAGAAGAAGUGUUUGGUGGUUCUUGAUGACAUCUGGUCUGGACAAGCUUGGGAGAGCUUGAAACCAGCUUUUCCGAAUUCCAGGACAGGGGAAGGUAGCAAGAUACUGCUCACGACCCGCAACAAAGAAGUUGCGGUGUUUGUGGAUCCUAAUGGUUUUCUUUAUGAACCGAGGUUUUUGAGCAAUGAGGAGAGCUGGGAGCUGCUGCAGAAGAAAGCAUUCCCUAGAAGGGGAGAUGAUAAUGCUGAGUUUAAGAUUGAUCCGGACAUGGAGAAAUUAGGGAAGGAAAUGGUUGGACCUUGUUGUGGGUUGCCACUAGCCAUUCUCGUGCUUGGUGGACUUCUGAUCACAAAGCAUACACUAAGAGAUUGGCAGAUGGUAUAUGAAAACAUCAACUGGUACUUGGCCAGGGGCAGAGGCCAUGGACAACAACAAGCAGUGAAUGAUGUUUUAGCCUUCAGUUACCAUGACCUACCAUUCCAAUUCAAGCAAUGUUUUCUUUAUUUCGCCAAUUUUCCUGAGGAUUUUGAGAUAGAAGCUGAGAAGGUAUACCAGUUCUGGUUGGCUGAAGGUAUUAUAUCACAAGACGAGAGGGCUGAAGAAGAAACAAUGAUGGACGUUGCUGAAAGAUACUUGGCUGAACUGGCUCAAAGGUGCAUGGUGCAAGUCAAUGUUAAGGAAACUGCUGGUGGUUUCAAAAACUGCCGUCUUCAUGAUCUAAUGCGAGAUCUGUGUAUAUCUAAAGCCAAAGAUGAAAACUUCACUAAGGUCAUUGAUUUUAGACGUGAAAAGAAAGCAACGGAAUCAUAUGCAUCCAGCAACACUGCGCGGAGAGUUUCUGUCUACUUGGAGACCAAUGAAACCAAUUCUCCAGUUGCUUGCAGUGAAUAUAAUCACAUCAGGUCAGCAUUCUUCUAUGCCAGUGAUUGCAAGGGAGACUUUUUGCAACAUAUGAAAUCCCACCUCGGCAGCUUCAAAUUACUCAGGGUUCUGGAUCUUCAGGGAUUUCACUAUCCUGAUGAGCUGCCUAAAGCCAUCGGAGACUUAAUCCAUUUGAGAUACUUGUGUUUAAGCUAUUCUCAGUUCAAGAAGUUGCCAUCGUCGUUAGGCAAACUGAUAUUCUUGGAGACACUUGAUUUAGAAGCGGAUACCACACUCGAGAUCCCAAAUGUAGUCUGGAAGAUGGGGCGAUUAAAUCAUUUAUAUCUUCCUAGUAACUUUCUUACUCAAGACGGUGCAAAAUUGAGAUUGGACGGAUUGAGUGAGCUGGAGACACUGGUAAACUUCAAUACUAGCUUAUGUGAUGUAAAAGAUCUUGAUAGAUUGACUAAUCUUCGGAAACUACGAGCAGCAAUAAAGGAUAAUCUUGAUGACCUGCCAAAUAUCAUCAAAUACAUAAGCUUCACACAGAAUCACCUCCGGCGCUCUUCCCUUUCCAUUUCCUGUCCACAAUUUUGUUCGGAUGCAGAGUUAAGCCUGUUGAGGACAUUGCUAGGUUGCCACCGUCUGUACAAAUUAUCCAUACGCGGGCAUAUAGCUAAGCUGCCAGAGCAUUAUCAUUUUUCUUCAACCAUUGCCAAAAUUGCCUUCAAGGCGUCAGCACUCAGUGAAGACCCAAUGGCCACGCUGGAGAAGCUACCAAAGUUGAGCAGCCUAACGUUAUACGAUUCCACCUAUGUUGGAGAGGAAAUGGUUUGCUUGACAAAAGGUUUCCCUAGGCUAUUGUAUCUGAAACUGUGGGGUUUGUCGAACCUGAAAACAUGGAGAAUUGACGAAGGAGCCAUGCCAAAACUCACACGUUUAGUCAUUGCUCACUGUGGAAAGCUGGAAAUGCUUCCGGAUGGUUUGAAAUUCAUAACCACACUCCAGAAGUUGAAUGUUAGGUGGAUGCCUGAUGGUUUUAAGAAUCGGCUCAGAGCAGCAGACGGUGAAGGAGAAGACUUCUACAAAGUUCGACAUGUGCCUGACAUCAAGCUCGAUUAACUCUUCUCGUUGCUGCAUGAUGUCGUGAACGAUUGCAGCUUCUUGCACGCUUCUUUUACUGUGUUAUAUGGUACGUUUGCUUUGAUAUUAUUAAUUCUUCUGUGUUAGCUGCAGAGGUAUCCAUUCUAUUAGGGGCCCAGAUUUUAGAGCCUCAGUGUUGAUGACUUUAUUUAUGUUUAAGAUCAUUGCUGAACUGCUUCCUUUCCUCA